This is a messenger RNA of Trichomycterus rosablanca, 4664 nucleotides long. It is a transcript of the gene nectin4b, whose product is annotated as nectin cell adhesion molecule 4b. Bases 5 to 1783 code for a protein of 592 amino acids. Gene Ontology annotation, biological process: heterophilic cell-cell adhesion; homophilic cell-cell adhesion. The transcript is spliced from 11 exons. Gene Ontology annotation, cellular component: adherens junction. The record is from RefSeq and is a predicted model, not a curated record. Lineage: Eukaryota; Metazoa; Chordata; Actinopteri; Siluriformes; Trichomycteridae.
AUUUAUGUGUAAAUUUAUUCAGCAGUCUGGACUGGAACGUAUUACUUCUUACUUAGUUGGACACAGUUGCAUAUUACCGGGGAAAAUGACAACAACGAGGCACCGAUCCCGGACUGGAUUGUUUCUAAUAACAAUAAUGGCCUGUGUGUUCAUUCAUCCUUGUUCGUCCCUGGACCUGAUCACCCGUACUGAAGAAGAGACUCGGCUGCCCUGUGAGUUUAGUCUGCAGGACCAAGAACGUGUGAUUCAGGUGACCUGGUCCAAAAAAAAGAGCGAUGGCACUGAGGAGCAAAUGAUCACCUGGCACUGGACUGAAGGCGUUCAAGGGUUUUCAGGCUUUACCGACCGGGUACGUUUUGCAAGUUCUAACCCAAUUAAAGAUUCAACAUUAUUGAUCGAGACAACAAAAGAGUCGGACCAGGCCACGUACAUCUGCCACAUCAGUACUUUUCCUUCAGGAAACUUUGAGAGACAAGUCCAUCUCACUGUCUGGAGAUUACCCAUCUCUACGCUGGACCCAGUCGUCCUGAUAGAGGGUCAGUCAUUACGUAUAGCCGCCACCUGCCGUGCAGUCGGUCUGCCUCCACCCAGCCUGUCUUGGGACACUGACCUUCCCGGUCCAACACAAAACAAGACCUCAGAGGGUGGAGUCAUCACCUCUUACUACUACCUGCACCCUCUGCGGAGCAUGAACGGUCGCAAGCUGGACUGCUUGGUGUGGCACCCUGCUCUGAAGCAACCUCACAGGAUCAGCAACACGCUGAUUAUUACAUUUCCUCCUGAUGCUGUGGUUGCUGGGUAUGAUAAGACCUGGUCAGUAAACCGGAAUGGAGCUGAGCUCAGGUGUGAGGGAGGGGGAAAUCCCAAACCACAAAACUUCACCUGGACCAGGAAGGGCAUGGGUUUGCCCAAAGGUGUAAUCAUGGAGGAGAACAGGCUCAUUUUCACUCGUCCCCUGAAUAAGACAGAUGAAGGAGUGUACGAAUGUGAGGCCAGGAACUCAGUUGGAUCGGUGAAGGCAGAAGUUAAUGUCGAGAUCCCAGAGGCUGAAGCGUUCCGAUUUGAGAGCAUAUUCAAAGAAGCCCCGGUCAUGACAGUAGGUGUUGUUGCUGGAGCUUUGGUGGUAAUCAUGACAAUUAUCAUACUUCUGGUGAGCUGUCAUCACAGACGCAGAACCCGGAAGUUAAAGAGGGAGCUGGAUGAAAAGAAAGAGGAGAUAAAUAAUCUCUCGAGACAGAACUCUAUGAGGAGACUCAACUCUGUGAGUACUGACCCCAGAAUACAGAAUGAAGAUUAUGCACUCCUCAGGAUGGGCACUCCUGUUAAACGCAGUUUUCAUUCACUAGAGGAGAACUCCACAAUAUGUGACCAGAGAGAGGGGUUCAGUGAUUACGACAGCCUCGGGCGCCCCGCCAUCUACCCGCCGGUUCGCUCAGAGCGAGGGAGUGGGAGGAGGAGAGAGACGGAGUUAGAGAGACAGGAGCGAAUACGUAGAGUGGAAUCCUAUGUAAACAGCAGCACUGUGGAUUUGGGCUGUCCUAAAAGGGAAAUGAGCCCACCACCCUUGUCUGUUAGCUCGGGGCCUCCUAGAGAUAGUGGGUCGGAUAAAGAGGAUUGGGGGCAAAGAGAAGGCAUGCCAGAGGGAGAGGAGGGAGAUGGCACCUUAAACUCAUGUCAGAUCUCAGAGGCACUCUCACAUCACUUCCAUUACAGCAACGGCUUCCUCAGACCGAAACCUCACCCGAAUGCUAUUAUACUGCAGUCACAUUCUCAGAUCAUCUAACGAUCACUACGAGUUCAGGAGCCAACGAGGAUGCGACUGGUUUUCCACAGGACAUCCAACAUGUGAGCUCUGUUUUUAUGAUGCACGGUUUCAUGCCAGGCUCAACCAGGAUGAACUGUGUGGCCCGGCAGACUUUGUGUUAUAGAAUUUUGUAUUGAACAUGUUUGCUGCUUCACCAAAAUCCAUCUACACUCCCUGGAUUAAAGACAUCAGCACCACUGAACCCUUAAUGACUGUCUGUAUUACUUAUUACACAGCAGCCACACAUCUCUCAACCAGCGGAUCACAACCUACGUGUGGGCAAGGCGCAGGAUUAAAGUGGACCAAACUGAGCACUUGGAAGUAAGAUUGGAGCAGAAAUACGACUGAGUUGUAUUAACUAGGACAGCUUCUCGAUAUCUUUAAUAGCAUCUUAUUAAUGGUUAUUUUUAUUAUUCAUUCAUUCGUUUAUUCUCUGUUUUACCACUGAUGUGUCCUAUUCAGGGUCGCAGUGGGUUGUUUAUUAUUUUACUGUAAAACAUCUCAUCACACCAGACACCAGAUUUUAUAAAUUUGGAAAGCAGGUCUUUAUCCUGUCUUCCAACUGAUGUUUAAAAUAUGUUAGAAUUUUUAAUAUUAGGGCAGGGGGUUAUGGUGCAUUUGAGAACUGAUUAGAAAAGAUUCUUUGUGUUUUUAAUGGUCAAAAAAGUCACUUAGUGUGGCUGAAAAGGCAACUGGAUUAAAAGAUGCAUUCUAAAUCUCCAUUUAAAAUGUGGUAGUGUUGACAAGGCCUUUGUUUACCAGUAUACUGCCAGCAAAACACCGAUGUUGUAUUUUAAAAGGAAGCAGUGUAGUUUUGUUUACGUUCACAUGCCACCCAGAAAACACUGUGUUUUUACAGAAGCUUUAUGGCCACGGUCUUAUAUAAAACACAUCUGUUUUGUUACUUGUUGCAUUACACUGCCACAAAGGGUCAUAAAGUAUAUUUAACACAGAACUGAAUAACUGGAGCUAUUUUAUACUGUUAAGUAAUGGUGGCAUCAGUCAGUGUUUGUUAUAAUUUGUAUAUCAAACAAACUGUGACAAUUUAUUACAAUAUCGAUAUAAUUAUAUCGCUAUAAUUGUAAAAUAAAGAAGACCAGUGUUAACAUAAGUCUGCAUGUUAAGUAAUAUUUGUUGUACCUUUAAAAGUACAGCUAUGAAUCACCAUGAUGAACUGAUUUUUGGUCUACAUAUUCUUCAUUUCGGCAGCGUGGUGGCAUAUAGCUAGUGUUGCUUGGUGGUUAAAGUACUGAACUGUCAAUCACAAAUGUAAGUAACAUUGGAUAAAAAUGUCUGCUAAAUGCCAUAAAUGUAAAUGUUGAUCCUUGGUUCAGGUUACUGUGUGCCAUGUUCUGUACUCUCUCUACACCUCUCAAAACAUACCGUUACAUUGAUUGGCCACUCAGAUUUGCCCAUUUUGGAUUUAGGAUUGGCACCCUUCCAUGGGUGUGUUCCUUCCUUACACCUGGUGUUUUUCGAAGCCUUUAGAAUCACUAUAACCCUGGUCAGGAUGAGUGUUUAAAUGAUUAUCCAUGAAUGAACCAGAAUCAGCAAUAAAGUGUUGGUGCUGAUGCCACUUAUUUAUGCUUUCCUAUUAAACCAAUUAUUUUUAGGGCUUUAAUCGUUUCUCACACAACCUUUACAAAUAUUCAUUUAACUACUGUUACUGUGGACUUAAUGAUCCGGUCACUGCAUAACUCCAACUACAGAAGUGUGAAGCCUUGUAGCCAAACUUACUGGGUGGAGUAAUAUAGGGGUCACACAAGAACUGACCGACUCCGUAGUCAGUGUUUUGCAAACAGAAAAAAUCUGUUGCAAUAAACUCUGUAAACAGACGUCCUGAGUGUAUUCUGCUUACACGUAAUGUUCCACACUGCCUAAAUUAUUCUGGUUAUUUUAGGCUUUUUAUAAAAUGUGAACACACUGUGGUUUUUGUUUUACCUCUACAGGGGUGCGAAUGCUACAUAAGUGGGGGGUUCAAAUCCCAAAUAGCUGCGCUUUUAUAUUUAUAUCUUUUUCAUAUCGGAAAUGAAAUCUCUCAUUGAUGAACAGUUGAUUCAUUAAACAAUUAUAAAGAUUUCUAUGUUGUCUCUUCUGAUUUGUCUGUACUAAAGACGAAGUCAAUAACACUUCUUUUUCAUACACCUAGAAAUACUGUAUAUAUUUAUAACCACAGGUCUACAGGUGUAGUCAGAACUACACAACUUAACCACAGUGGUUGCCAACCGUUGAUGGAUCUAUGGUUUUAAGAAACACCUGUGUCUCUUAACGAUGUUCCCACAAUAGUUCGAAAUUGUUUUGGGAGACACUUGCAUCGCAACUGAACAAAGGCUGUUCCAACUAUGUUAGCAACUUUGCUUUUGGGAAAUGCACCUCAGCUUAGUUUAGCAACCAGCUGCUAUUUGUUUGCUUUUGUUCACAUAUGUAGAUGGUUCCUGUGAUGAAUAAGGAUAAUGAAUAAUUUUGAAUGAAUAUUUGAAUAAAUGAAUAAUUUUUAUGUCUCCUAAUGAACUGUUAAUUGUUGUGGCUCAUAUUUGCUACCAUAUGUGUUUAGAAAAUAAACAUUUAUUUUGAGCUACGUACAUUUGAGCUGAUUUGUGAUGUUAACAUCAGUGUUAGUGUUGGGAGGUUUUACAAUCUGGGAUAAAGCAUCUUAUUAAGAUCUGACUUUGUCCAGAACACUUUCAUGUCGAAUAACUGUGAAGUAAUAUUUGCCACCGGUUACCAUAUAUAAGUAAAUGUAUUUCUAUUCUAUGCACUAGCACCCUGUCAGGGAUCCAUUUCUGCCUUUUCCACACUAUAUUUCGAGUACAGACUCUGGAUAAUCACUUUCUAAAAUAAAUCAGUUUAAUGAAUCCGC